This is a messenger RNA of Prunus avium (sweet cherry), 357 nucleotides long. RefSeq lists its product as uncharacterized. The record is from RefSeq and is a predicted model, not a curated record. NCBI's taxonomy places the organism in Eukaryota, Viridiplantae, Streptophyta, Magnoliopsida, Rosales, Rosaceae.
AUGGAUUCCAUGAUUCACAAGCCCUCUUAUCCAUGGUCCUCAAACCCCAGCUUCGGGCUAUUUGGCCAUGGUUCUGGGGCAUGGUCAUCUAGGGCUGGAGGCCUCUUGAACUUCCAAUCCACUAUUUAUAGGCUCAACCUGGAGGGCCUUCAUGCUAAUGCUCCCCGUGGAAUAUUAGGGCUUCCAGGAACUAGCAGCUCUCCAAGGUUUGAUCAAGAAAUCGGUGAUGUUCGCAACUUUGGUGGUCCGAGUUCGAAUUUUGGAAUAAACAGGCCAAUCCUUAGUGAUCUUAUUUGCCGCGAGCCUCCAACAUCCGAAACCGAUGCUGCUGGCCUAGAUUUGUCUCUUAAGCUUUAG